This is a messenger RNA of Brassica napus (rape), 780 nucleotides long. RefSeq lists its product as uncharacterized. Gene Ontology annotation, molecular function: nucleic acid binding. NCBI's taxonomy places the organism in Eukaryota, Viridiplantae, Streptophyta, Magnoliopsida, Brassicales, Brassicaceae. The coding region runs from base 1 to 780 and encodes 259 amino acids. Gene Ontology annotation, biological process: DNA integration. The transcript has a single exon. The record is from RefSeq and is a predicted model, not a curated record.
AUGGUGCAUGGAUAUAGUGGGGAAAUUCCUAAUGGCACCGGGAAAGGUCUUCCUUCUAAUAGUCACCGACUAUUUCUCCAAAUGGGUAGAAGCCGAAGACUAAGCAACGUACCGGACAAUCAGAUCCGUAAAUUCUUGUGGACAAACGUUAUCACCCGCUUCGGAAUCCUGCAAGAGAUCAUCACAGAAAAUGCACCUCAGUUCACCAGCUACAAGUUCAAAAAUUUCUACAAGAACUGGGGCAUAAAGCUUACCUUCGCCACAUCAAGACAUCCUCAAUCCAACGGACAGGUGGAAUCCACCAACAAAAUAGUUGUAAACAUGGUAGAGAAGCGCCUGGAGGAUGCUCACGGAAGAUGGGCAGAAGAGCUACACGGAAUACUAUGGGCCUACUGGACCACUCCUAAAACAGCUACGUUGGAAACUCCCUUUUCACUAGUCUACGACACAGAGGCGAUUGUACCCACGAAGGUGCACGUAAAGACGACAGUGUCAAGAUCUCUCUCUCAAGAAGAGAACGACAAACUGAUGGUCCUGAGCCUCGACCUACUCGAGGAAAAGAGAAAGGCAGCACGACUGCGAAGUUUUGAACGUUCGAUCCGCAAAGGAAGACGCUCCUCAUCGAUCGACAAUAACCCUUGUUCGUCGCUCAAUUUUCAUCAACCACCGUCGAUCCAAACACCAGUUUCGUCGACCGACACUCGCUCACCACUGCCGACCGAAGCUACUCUUCCGUCGACCGAUAUUUUCCAUCCGACGUCGAUCGAUACUUCAGUCUGA